Diachasma alloeum is the source of this 1035-nucleotide messenger RNA. RefSeq lists its product as uncharacterized. The annotation marks the transcript as partial. The record is from RefSeq and is a predicted model, not a curated record. The transcript has a single exon. NCBI's taxonomy places the organism in Eukaryota, Metazoa, Arthropoda, Insecta, Hymenoptera, Braconidae.
ACAGAGGCCAUUAAACGGUUUAAAGAAUACGCCCCUGCAAGCGUGAAGGAAAGUAUUAGGCGCAACAACCUAAGGAAAAUCUCAGAGAUCCUUACACAACUAGAAACAGACGAAUUCCGGGAUACAGUCAAAGUACCAGCGUUGGAGAUUGCUGAUAACGGGCACUACAGGUACAUCACGGAGUACCCCUCGAUUCCAAUCCAUUCAGGGAGCUCUCUACCGCCCGAACUGUACGGGGAGCAAAUGCCACCUCAGCCGAGAUACCAAUACCAACAAAAUCGGUCGUACAGUCAGUCAUAUAAUCAGUCAAAUACCCCGACACCAUCGUCAAGCUACGGUCACCGAAACUAUUCCGGACAGAGGAGAAAUCAGGACCCUUCACGAGAUCUAGUCACCGCUCUCCUCAAUGAAUAUCUGCCAUCCCACCGGAACAGGCAAGGCGACGGGUACAGACAAACGCCACCUCGACCACCGGGGCCCCCUCCAUCUAUACCAGGAUACACAGCUCAUCCUGGUGACCCCCCUUCGUGCAGCUUUAACCCCGUCAUCGCCUACGGUCAAACUCCGAACGACGAGGAUGAAUCCGACUAUGAGGAACCAGCGGGAACUGCAGAAAACCCUACCACGGAUCAGAUUCUAGCCCUCGCUAACAUCUUGGCAGCCAACCAACGUCCUCAUGCAGCCCCCUUCAAACCUAAACAGAACCUUUCCGAUAUGGACGAGAUCAAAAGUAUGCUGCAGCAGACCACAGCCUCACUCCAACAGCUUGUGACGAGUUUGAAUAACCUGCAGACUCAGAAUCGUCCAUCGUCAGACUCCAGACCACUCUCUAGGCCUCCCUCAAGAGAACGAGAAGGGAGAAAUACCCUGCGGAGUCCCACGAGAACUCAGCAGAACAGAGCCAGCCCAUCCACAGAGGGAACAAUUCCAAAGGAGACUUUAAACGAGAUUGUUGCUCGCCAAUUGAGUGCGAUGACGAGCGGCCAAAACCAGCACUCACUCCACACGAUGUCGAGCAUGCAUCCCAGACAGUAA